AUGACACUGGAGAGUAGCACUACCGGCAGAUACCUCCAACCCAACUUGACUACCGGAGGACCGGUUGAGGCCAACAGUGCCGUCGCUCCACCAGGUGGAUGUACGGUGUCGGUCAAGAUCAUGAGACACAGUGCUGUUCCUGGACCCGGCGUAGCGAUGUUCGUUGGCCGUGGCGACAGUCUAGGUGGGCAUGAACUUAGUGGUGGUAGAACACGUUCGGCUAUACAAAUCGGCAUUGGCGAAAAGUGA
Messenger RNA from Ustilago hordei, 249 nucleotides. RefSeq lists its product as uncharacterized. The record is from RefSeq and is a predicted model, not a curated record. The transcript is spliced from 2 exons. The coding region runs from base 1 to 249 and encodes 82 amino acids. Lineage: Eukaryota; Fungi; Basidiomycota; Ustilaginomycetes; Ustilaginales; Ustilaginaceae.